Messenger RNA from Emericellopsis atlantica, 1622 nucleotides. RefSeq lists its product as uncharacterized. The transcript has a single exon. Lineage: Eukaryota; Fungi; Ascomycota; Sordariomycetes; Hypocreales; Bionectriaceae. The coding region runs from base 268 to 1269 and encodes 333 amino acids. The record is from RefSeq and is a predicted model, not a curated record.
AAAUCUCGGUCGUUUGUUGGAGGACCGGCACUUGACAGUCCCAAAGAAUCCCUCAGGUCUUCAGUGGACCACUCCAACUCAUCACACCAACAUCCAAUCCUCGACUUCCGGCGGCCACCCCACCAUCCUUCAGAGACUUGGCUUUCGCUGACAGCACCCGAUCACCACCCGUCAGAUCAGGUGCCACUCUCAGGCCGCCUGCAUCUGUGCGUUCGCGAAAAGCCUCAAUCUUCUUCCCAAACCACAUGUCGCCUGGAGCGAUUCAACAUGGAGCCCGUUCCUGAGACGGAGCGCAUGGAGGAGUUCAGGUCGUCUCCUGUGCCUUCGCUGCGGCUGAACCCUCCGAGCACCAUUCCACGACUUGAUCUCGACACUCCGUCACACAUACAGUUACACCAGAAGCCACCGAAUUACCGUCGAAGCACCGACCCGAGUCCUACCUCACCGAGCACCUCGAGCUGGUCAGCCGCGGCCGGCCUUCCCUAUCGACCACGAACGACAUCGCCACUCUCUGGCGUACAUAUGCACUCGCGAUCACGGUCGGCCGCUAGUCUCGCGCCGCCCAUGUCGCGAACACAGUCUAUGCCGGGCAUUAUUACCAGCAGUUCCGGCCAGUUCCUGCUGUCGCCUCAGAUGCAGCGUCCACAAAGCCCUGUAGGGUCUCCCAGCAGAUCAAGGGCACCCCGCAAGCCGCUCGACGAGGCCUUCCCUCCAUCUUCGCCAGUGCGAACCUCUGUGCUGGAUUCGAGCCGUGGGCAUAGGGAUAGGAGCAGCUCUCCUAGUCUUGGGUCGUCAGCCAACAUUGGGACUCGAAUCCGAAGACCAGUUUCACCACUGCGAAGCUUUGGACAGUCUAGCGCGAGCUCUGUACUUCCACCACCAUCUACGCCUUCGUCCAUAUCGUCGUCUCCAUCACAUCGCCCGUAUGACACCCUGACGAGCGGCUAUGGAGGGAGUCUCUCUUCGAUCCCAUCGACCCCGACAUCGGCGAGAUCACGCAGCCCGAGUAUUUCCAGUCUCGAAACAAUACCCGACUCACCAGACGCCGAAGAAGCAGCGCUUGAGGCCGAGCGCGUGGCUCAGCUGAAAGCGGCCGCUGAAGCUGCGGAAGGCGGCGACUCUGCGGAUGGCAAGAGUCGUGGUGCCCUUGACGUUCCGGCGAGAGGCCGCACCAUGACAUUUGGGUCCCGGGACAAGCGCAAGAGGUGGAGCGUCUGCGGUGCCGAGCGUCGCGGCGAUAUUGAUUUGGAGACGAUCUGGGAGGAUUGAAACCAACCCACACUGAACGAUGCACACAGAACGGAGUUUGGAGGUUUUUCGCAGCCUUGGUUCAUUUCUCUACCAUCGCUUUUCCCCUUUCUUUCACGGCUACUUGCCUCAGCAUUACUUAUACCAGGCAUUGUGGCGUUAUGUAUCCUUGUUUUGAUACCCUCUUUCUUUUACAAUCCACCACGUAUCGUGCGUCUAGGAGGACAGGCGCAGUGGAAUCAUUUGCAUCGUACUUUCGACAGCGGAAAUUAUCACCCGCGGGUCUCACUCAAUGGAACACGGGAAAUUCUACGCAAUGAUCUCAUGAACUGUUCAUCUUUGCAUGUAUCUGCUCAAGUAUCUUAUUUUCCGGU